Serendipita indica DSM 11827 is the source of this 1302-nucleotide messenger RNA. NCBI's taxonomy places the organism in Eukaryota, Fungi, Basidiomycota, Agaricomycetes, Sebacinales, Serendipitaceae. The record is from the annotation of a GenBank genome assembly.
AUGGCACCAGAUGCCGGAUUUGAGUGCGAAAGGAACGAUGCGGACCCCCACUACGAUUUCGAGAGGAGACUGCUCCUUGCCAAGAUUUUGGCUGGAGCCAACGGCAACGGCCACCACCGUGGUGGUUCAUUCGCAAAACUUCGUGCGGUCCUUACAGCAGAAGGACAACCGUCCUACUUUUCUUCUUUUAAAUGGAUCCUCUUUGGCUCCUGGUGGAACGUCCUUCUCGUAUUCAUCCCCCUCUCCUUUAUUGCCCAUAAUCUCAACUGGGAUGCUGCCUACCGAUUUUCUUUCAGUUUCUUCGCUAUAAUGCCCCUCGCAAAGUUGCUCGGAGAAGCCACAGACCAACUUGCAAUCGAACUCGGAGAGACAUUGGGUGCUCUUCUCAACGCGUCGUUUGGUAAUGCCGUCGAAAUCAUCGUCGGAAUCGCUGCCCUUUUGCAAGGUGAACUCCGGAUCGUCCAAACGUCCAUGUUGGGCAGUAUCCUCAGCAACAUCUUGCUCGUCCUCGGAUGUGCCUUCUUUGCUGGAGGCGUGAAGAGACACGAGGGAAAGUUUGACGCUACUGGUGCACAAGCUGCAAGCUCCCUCAUGACCCUCUCUUGCAUCACUCUCAUCAUUCCCGCCGCGUAUCAUGCGUCCUUUGUAAAACCCCCAAAGGGAGGUGACGACCCGUCGCCUGAUGAUGCCACAAAGCCAGGAUUGCUUUUGAUCUCACGCGGCACCUCUAUCAUUCUCCUCGUACUCUAUCUGGCAUAUCUCUGGUUCCAACUUCGCACACACCCAGAUCUCUUCAAAGAUGAGAACGAGGAGGAGCAAGAAGAGGAAGAACGCGAAGAAGUCAAGAUGAAUUUGCCCGCUGCUGCCCUCUCAUUGCUAGCUGUCACGCUAGUCACCUCCUUCUGUGCUGACUAUCUCGUUGCAUCUAUUGAGGAGACGGCAGAACGUUAUAACAUUCCUGAGGCGUUCAUUGGUUUGAUUUUGCUCCCCAUUGUUGCCAACGCGGCUGAGCACUUUACGGCUGUCUUGAUGGCUAUGAAGAAUAAGAUGGAAGUGACCAUUGGUAUCGCUGUUGGCAGCUCCAUCCAAAUUAGUACCUUCGUCAUUCCUCUUCUUGUCAUAGUUGGCUGGAUUACCCAUAAGGAUUUGACACUCUUCUUUGCCAACUUUGAGACCGUCGCGCUGUUUGUUUCGGUUCUGCUUGUCAACAUGCUCAUCCAGGAUGGCAAAUCCAAUUAUAUGGAGGGACUGAUGCUUGUUGGCUUGUACCUUGUCAUUGCCCUUGCAUUCUGGGCCUCCUAA